AUGGGAUGGGUGGAAGUGAUCAAAGGCUAUUGGUCUCCAAUCGACGCCAUAAUCACUGUUUUAAUCGUUAUUGCCAGUGUCGUCAUUGCACUAGCUCUGCUAGGAUCACUUGCGUCAGUAUGUCGCUGGCGUUUGGGCCUGUGUAUUUAUUCAAAUGUGAUCAUUGUGAUCUUUAUAUUGUUUGUCUUUGUAUCUGGCGCAGCCUUAUCGCUACGUCAUCAGGCCGCCACUUGGGAAGGCUCGACGUUUCCGGCCAGCAGCAAUGAGAAAAUCGUGAAAGAAAACUUCGACCAAGCCUUUUGUUAUGCGCAAGGUGCAUUUGUUUGUAACCAAGCAUCAGUCUCGGACGCGCUUGCGAUGUUUGUACCGACACUUGACCUGUCCACUCUAUCGCACUUCAAGAACAUGUCCGGCGGUGUUUACGCCUUAUGCGACGACCAUUCGGGUGACUUCGACAUGCUGUCAAGCUUAUGUAAGGGAUGCGAUCAAGCAUGGCAAUUCAAAACCUUUUCGUCUCUACUUGAUUGGGCGGACGAAAAAUGCCCUAGAUCCUUAGAAACUUGGAUCUGGUGUGGGAUUUUCCUCAACACUGGGGAGACAAGCACUUCGCAUGGAACGGCUCCCUAUACUGAAUGCCGGGCGGAAUUUCUGGAUUUGGUGAAAAAACACUCAUUUUGGCUUGGUGUCUGUAGCAUUAUCGUGUGUACAGACGCAAUCAUGGUUUUGACAUUUGCCUGUAUUCUGCGGCGUCGUGACCGUCAACCCACUUCCUUAGUAAUGCUUUCGGUUUACGGGCGCAUUUAA
This is a messenger RNA of Plasmopara halstedii, 804 nucleotides long. RefSeq lists its product as hypothetical. Bases 1 to 804 code for a protein of 267 amino acids. NCBI's taxonomy places the organism in Eukaryota, Oomycota, Peronosporomycetes, Peronosporales, Peronosporaceae. Gene Ontology annotation, cellular component: membrane. The record is from RefSeq and is a predicted model, not a curated record. The transcript has a single exon.